AGAAGAUAGCAUCAAAAUGAGUGGUCGCGGAAAAACCGGAGGCAAAGCCAGAGCAAAGGCUAAGACUCGCUCAUCCCGUGCCGGGCUCCAGUUCCCCGUGGGUCGUGUCCACAGACUGCUGCGCAAAGGAAACUAUGCGGAGCGUGUGGGAGCCGGCGCCCCCGUUUACCUGGCAGCUGUGCUCGAGUACCUGACCGCUGAGAUCCUGGAGCUGGCUGGCAACGCAGCCCGCGACAACAAGAAGACUCGCAUCAUCCCACGUCACCUGCAGCUGGCUGUCCGCAACGACGAGGAGCUCAACAAGCUCCUGGGGGGAGUCACCAUCGCUCAGGGUGGUGUGCUGCCCAACAUCCAGGCUGUGCUGCUGCCCAAGAAGACCGAGAAGCCCGUCAAGGCCAAGUAAACGCAAAGCGCUCAGCUUCACCAACAACAAAGGCUCUUUUAAGAGCCACACACUUCUCUCUGAGUAAACAUCCUUCUAAUAUGCUGGGGCAGAUUGUUCCAUCCGCAUGUGGUAUGACAUAACAUGUAAUUCAUAUACAAUUUCUUUAAGUAUUUUUUUGAUGUCAUGGAGACUAAACUUGUCAUAUACAGCAGUCUAAUAGUUGAGUGGAUAUUUUGUGCAUAAAAGUGCAGUAUCCUUGCGGUAGUAUAAAAUGUUCUUUAAAUAAA
Oreochromis aureus is the source of this 672-nucleotide messenger RNA. RefSeq names its product histone H2A. The record is from RefSeq and is a predicted model, not a curated record. Gene Ontology annotation, cellular component: nucleosome. The coding region runs from base 17 to 403 and encodes 128 amino acids. Gene Ontology annotation, molecular function: structural constituent of chromatin; protein heterodimerization activity; DNA binding. Lineage: Eukaryota; Metazoa; Chordata; Actinopteri; Cichliformes; Cichlidae. The transcript has a single exon.